UUUGGAUUCGCCCACUGUCGGUCACACUGGAUUUGAUUUUUUAUAUUUUUUAUUUAUAUUCGAGUUGGAAGAAAAUGAAUUGUUGUAUUUGUCAGUUUUCCGUACGCAAUCCAAAAAACAUAUAUGAAGAGACGAUUGGCAAGCCUCCGGUGCUGAUCAGUGAUCUGGUGCUGCAAUGUACAAAGGGUACAAGUUUUGCACUGAGCGAUGUGGGCACAACGAUAUGCAAAAAAUGUUGUGAGAAAUUAUCACGCUAUCACAAGUCCUUACAAAUUGCGCGAAAGCUGAGGCAGGAGAUACUUGAAUUAAUACGCAGUCCAUUCAUCAUCAAAGAUCUCAAGUCCGCAAUUUCACGCAACGAAAUCAAAUUGGAAGAUGCCGAAAAGUUCGAUGAUAGCGUCGAAGUGGUUGAGACUGUGGAUGCAGCUGACUUGGACGAUGGCACCGAUGAAGUGGUGUCCGUGAAGACGACCAUUGUAAAUGCCACUACAAUCUUGGUGGAAACGCAGCCACAAGCUUCUAAUGAAGAGGAGGAAGAGGAGCUCGCCGAAAAGAAUUCCGAUGGCGAGGAGGAGCAAUUUCACGCCGUAGACAUGGAUUUGGAUAUUGAAAAUGAAAUCAUUAUCAAUGAAGAGGUACCAGAAGCGGACAUCGAUGACGAAGAGGCCAAGCAAGAGGCUUCCGAUGACUUGGAUAUGUUUCGCGAAGAUGACAAGGAUAUGCUGAGCGAGUUUGAAGACCAACUGGAUGGCACAAUUGAAUACCUAAUCUCUGAUGCUGAAGAUCAAGAUAGUUCCGGUGACUACACGAUCAACAUACAAUGUCCCAGUUGCCCGGAACAAUUUAACAGUCGUCGCGCCUACAAUGCGCACACAAAACGUGAACAUUUCCCCGGUUAUGUGUGCGAUCAGUGUGGCAAAACUUUGCAGUCAUAUUCGGGCUUUAUCGGCCACCUGCAGAACCAUGAGCCUGUCAAGCAAUUCGAAUGCCCGCAUUGUGGCGAACGUUUCAGUCGCAAGUUUCGGCUGAAACAUCACAUGGCCUGGCACACGGGCGAAACGCCUUAUCAAUGUGAAGUCUGCUCAAAGCGCUUUGUGCACAAGGUUGCGCUCUACAAGCACAAAAUGAUCCAUGACAACGAGUCGAAGCGGCUGGAGUGUCAAGUGUGUGGCUUUAAGACACGCACGAAAGCGCAUCUCGAAAGGCACACAAGAUCGCACACGGGAGCGAAACCCUUCGCCUGCCCUGUGUGCAACAAGCGUUUCUCCCAGAUGUAUAACAUGAAGGCGCAUUUGCGAGAGCACGAGAAUCCGGGCAGCAAUCGACACCGUCGCUUCCAUUGUCCCAAAUGUACGCACACGUUCAUCAAUGAGCAAAACUAUUUAACCCAUUGCCAGCGCGAUGAUUGUACGCCAGUGUAGCCCACGAAUGAUGAUGAUUAUGACGACAACGGUGAUGAGCACUUUCCGAUUUUGAAUUUACGUAAAAUCUGUGUACAUAGCUAAACCAUAUACAAAAUAAUUAAGUUUUAAAGAUGAAGGAAAAAAUAAACGCAGUUUAAAUGUCCAUUUA
Molecule: messenger RNA, 1572 nt
Organism: Drosophila sulfurigaster albostrigata
Lineage: Eukaryota; Metazoa; Arthropoda; Insecta; Diptera; Drosophilidae
Gene: ZIPIC
Product: zinc finger protein ZIPIC
Exons: 1
Coding region: 75-1421 (448 amino acids)
Biological process (GO): regulation of DNA-templated transcription
Molecular function (GO): DNA-binding transcription factor activity, RNA polymerase II-specific; RNA polymerase II cis-regulatory region sequence-specific DNA binding
Source: RefSeq, a predicted model, not a curated record